AAUUUUAUUUGCUAGGUUUACGAGAUAAAAAGAAUAUUCUUGAACGACUUAAAUGCAGAGAUUUUCCUGUGUGGUUUUUCAAAUGUGAGAAAUUUGUACUUUUUAUGCAGCUUAUCAUGACAGUGUAAUUACCUUCGCAAAUUGCACGCUCGGAGUGUUUUGAUUUCUUCGUUUGUAUCGCUUUCCAAGUCGUUUUCUACCAGAAAAUAUGUUAGAAUUUACCACAAACUGGCAUCUUCUGGAUGGCAACCUACAGAAUGUGAUAGAUUUGUCUCACUGUGAUGAAAAGUCCUCAGAACUUCCAGAAUUCCCAACGGAUAUCGUCGAUGAUGCCCGCACGAUUGUCCUGGAGCGUCCUGAGGAUGGCGAGGACGAGAAUCAGUGUAGUCUGACCAUCCGGUCGGCUAAUAAUCUCAUCAAGUCUGUGAGCUUCGCGGUUUCAUAUUGCAAGAGGGCAGAAAUCUUCUCUGGAAUCUCUUUCACAUACCGGGAGACUGUCGAUGGAGCCGUGUACAGUGAGAUCAACGAGCUAGAUGUCUACAGAUACGAUAUUAGGUUCGACAAGGGAGAAUCCUUCAUCACAGUAAAGCUUAUUCCUCGGGAAAGCCCAAUUGUAAUCUUUGGAGUUCAUGUCAAAAUACUGGAGCGUCCGUGGAAGCCAGCUUCUUUCCUGCCAGGAGUGGAUAUGUCUAAUCUGAGUGAAUUGCUGAAUCUGUCUAGCUUGAAUCCCUCCGAAGAGUCCCAGAAGCUGAAGAGUUCAUUGGCCUCGAAGCUGAUGGUUCAAGCGAUGUCCAGCAACGCUGCCAAGAGCAGUUCAUCAGUGCACAAUCUCCCAACGCAGUCGAACACCUUGGCAGAAGGCGAUAUAAAGGAGUUCCUCGAACAACGUUUAAAGAAACUGGAGGAGAAUAUCACUAGACAGAUUGAUGAGAAACUGGAGAUGCUUGAGAAGCGCCAGAAUGAAAGAUUGUCAGAGAUUCUCAAUGAAAUCCACUGUCUUAAGCUAUCUAAAUGA
Phlebotomus argentipes is the source of this 1015-nucleotide messenger RNA. RefSeq lists its product as uncharacterized. The transcript has 3 exons. The record is from RefSeq and is a predicted model, not a curated record. The coding region runs from base 209 to 1015 and encodes 268 amino acids. Lineage: Eukaryota; Metazoa; Arthropoda; Insecta; Diptera; Psychodidae.